AUGGAGCCGUCAAGCAUCCCAGAGGCCACUACCUUUGGUGAAUAUGAUUUUGGUAGUGCUCUGUGUGAGCAUGAACACUACAUUUAUGCCACAUCUACUGUCACCAUCCUGUAUAGCCUGGUGUGCCUCCUCAGCCUGGUGGGCAACAGCCUGGUGUUGUGGAUCCUGGUGAAGUAUGAGAGCCUGGAGUCCCUCACCAACAUCUUCAUCCUCAAUCUGUGCCUCUCAGACCUGUUGUUCUCCUUCAUAUUGCCCUUUUUGAUCCUGGAUUACUACGAGGGCAACAAUCUAGUGCUGGGUGACUUCACCUGCAAACUCAUCAGCCUGAUCUUCUCCAUCAGCCUCUACAGCAGCAUCUUCUUCAUGACCAUCAUGACGGUUCACCGUUAUGAGUCUAUUGUGAACCCCCUCUCCUCCCUGCGCGUCCCCACCCUCAAAUUCCGCAUGGUAGUGACUGCAGUUGUGUGGAUAGCCAGCAUUGUAUCCUCCAUCCCUGAUGCCAUGUUUCACAAGGCACUUGAAAAAGGCUGUCAUUUUUCAGAAGACAUGUGGCUUAACUACUCAACCUUCCAGCACAAUAUCAUCUUCCUGUUCUCCCUGGCAUUUGUCCUCUUCUGCUACAUGGAGAUUCUCAAGAUCCUGCUCCGUUCACGGUCCAGACGACGCAACCGGACGGUCAGGCUCAUCUUCAUCAUCGUGGUAGCUUACUUCCUCAGCUGGGCUCCCUACAACAUGGUCAUGUUUAUACAGACACAAAAGCAUCUUGACAUCAUGAAAAACUGUGAUACUAAAAAGCAGAUAGACUACGCCUUGAUCAUUUGCCGCAGCAUCGCCUUCUCCCACUGCUGCUUCAACCCGGUGCUCUAUGUCUUUGUUGGAAUCAAGUUCCGCAGUCAUCUCAAAAGUCUGAUCAAGAAAUGCUGGCAGCAGGGGUCCAGUGUUCCCCAAACACCUCAUUCUCCAGGUACCUUCAACUUUGAGGGUGCCUCCUUCUACUGA
Molecule: messenger RNA, 999 nt
Organism: Condylura cristata (star-nosed mole)
Lineage: Eukaryota; Metazoa; Chordata; Mammalia; Eulipotyphla; Talpidae
Gene: XCR1
Product: chemokine (C motif) receptor 1
Exons: 1
Coding region: 1-999 (332 amino acids)
Biological process (GO): immune response; chemotaxis; G protein-coupled receptor signaling pathway
Cellular component (GO): membrane
Molecular function (GO): chemokine receptor activity
Source: RefSeq, a predicted model, not a curated record